AUGUCGUCCUUCUCGUCGGGCUACGGUCUUCGUCCUGGCCAUCGCGAUCCCGGCAAGCUCCCUCCCGAGGAGGAGCGGGUUGGCCCAGACGGCUCGCGUCACCGCAUGUACCCCGCUCCUAGCCCCACUGCAGUGCCCAGCAACGUGGAUGAAGGCUGGCCCACCGAUCCCCCGGCCGAUCAUACCCCCGUCAACCCACGCCCCACGCCCCAGACCACUGCCGAUCCUUACACGCUGUCUGCUCCUAUCGCCGUUGAAGAUGGGUACUCUGCCCCGGACUAUCGCGACGCCCCUCCUCACCAGCUUCCUGCUGGUGCCGUGGGUGCGCCGUAUGUCGAGUGGCAGUCUGCGAACAACGACGCCGACACCGUUACCAAGAACCUGAAAGAGCUGGGGGAGCGCUUUGCGGCGUACGCCGGUCGGCGCGGCGGCGGUAACGACUCGCUUCCGCCGCCUCCGCCGAACGUGAUUGACCCCGACCGCCGUGGUGGUAACCGGGGCUUCGGCAACCAGGACUCGGGCUGGCGUUCUCGUGGCGGAGGCGGUGGUGGUGAGGACGGCUGGGGUGGUGGCGGGGGAAGCGGUGUCAACGACGGCUCGGGCGGCGGCCGGGGUGGUGGGGGUUUAGGCGGUGGCCGUGGCGGCGGAGGCCGCACUUGCUUCAAGUGUGGUGAGGAGGGACACACGUCCCGCGAUUGCCCUUUGGGCGGCCGCGGAGGGGGCGGCGGCGGAGGGAGCCAAGGUUACUUCGAGCGCGGCGAGGAAGGACACAUUUCGCGCGACUGCCCGUCCAAGCAGGGUGGUGGUGGCGGUGGCGGAAAUUGCUACAGCUGCAACGAGCCAGGCCAUAUCUCUCGGGAUUGCCCCCAGGCUCGCGGUGGUGGCGGACCCCGCAGCGGUGGUUGCUUCUCAUGUGGCGAACACGGUCAUAUGUCGCGCGACUGCCCCCAGAAGUCGGGUGGCGGCCGCAGCGGUGGGGCCAAUAGGUGGGGCGCCUCGAACAACGGCGGCGACGGCGGUUGGGGAAACAACAACACCAGCGCUGGUGGCGCUGACGGAUGGGGAGGUGAUGCCCUCAUGGCCUCCGCCGACGACGAUGGCUGGGGUGCUCCCGCUCCAACUUCGACCGUUCCCACUCUUACCGCGUCUUUCAACAACAGUGGAUGGGGCGGCCAGGCUCCGCAGGCUCCCGUCCGCAGCGACAACGGCUGGGGCGCACCUGCCACUCCGCAGGCCACGCAGGCGGGCAACUCGAAUGGCUGGGGUACCCCUGGCCAGGCUGUCGACAACGGCAGCCACCCGUCCCGCCUAAGUCCGGCGACUCCUCCCCGCGGUGCGUUCGUCCAUCCCGACCGCCUCGCCCUGCAGAGGGCUUCCCCUCUCCGCGAGCCCAUUGGUCCCCCUCCUGGCGGUCAUGGAUGGAACUCUCGCCCUCCUGCGCCGGAUGCUCUUGCCAAGGACGACCACUGUAGCGGCUGGUAA
Molecule: messenger RNA, 1482 nt
Organism: Cutaneotrichosporon cavernicola
Lineage: Eukaryota; Fungi; Basidiomycota; Tremellomycetes; Trichosporonales; Trichosporonaceae
Exons: 7
Coding region: 1-1482 (493 amino acids)
Biological process (GO): positive regulation of cytoplasmic translation
Cellular component (GO): cytoplasm
Molecular function (GO): translation regulator activity; mRNA binding; single-stranded RNA binding
Source: RefSeq, a predicted model, not a curated record